AUGGCUGAUGGGUUAAGGGACCGACCAUGGCAGGGAUUAGCAGCACAUGUCAUGUUCUUAGCGUCCCACAUUUGUUGUGAGAGUUCCUACACGAGUGUUGGAUUGCAAGCUAUUGAUGAAAUUGUUCCCACUCUUUUACAUGCACUGGAAGAUGAUAAAACUUCCGAUACUACACUUGAUGGCCUUACAAAGAUUCUAAGUGUCAGAACAAGUGCAGUAUUGCCACACAUCUUGCCUAAACUAGUUCAUCUUCCAUUGUAUGCCUUCCAUGUACAUUCAUUAGGGGCUUUAGCAAAGGUUGCUAGUCCUUGCCUUAACUUUCAUCUUGGUACUAUGCUUCCUGCUUUGUUAUCAACAAUGGGUGAUGAAGACAAGGAGGUUCAAGCUUCAUCUAAGGAGGUAACUGAAAUAAUGGUUUUGGUUAUUGACGAGAAAGGUGUGGAGUCACUCAUAUCAGAGCUUGUGAAAGGUGUUAAUGACAGUUAGAUACUUUUCUUUUAAUUAUUGAUAGAAUGGCUCUCUCUAGACUAUUUUUUAUUGUUGACAAUAUUCUUUUCUAGGCUACUGUCAGAAGAUCAUCUGCAUAUCUUAUAGGAUAUUUAUUCAAAAAUAGCAAGUUAUAUUUGGAUGAUGAAACUCCAAACAUGAUAUCAACCCUAAUCAUUUUGCUAUGCGAUCUUGAUUCAUCUAUUAAAAAAUGUAUUAGAUAUAUUUGUUGAAAUUGAAAUGGGUCAAAUGAAUCACUAUGGGACUGAUUUUGAAGCAGCCAUGCUAAAAUAUACUUAUGCUUAUUAUUCUCGAAAGGCUUCAAAUUGGGUUCUAG
This is a messenger RNA of Arachis ipaensis, 823 nucleotides long. NCBI's taxonomy places the organism in Eukaryota, Viridiplantae, Streptophyta, Magnoliopsida, Fabales, Fabaceae. The record is from RefSeq and is a predicted model, not a curated record.